Molecule: messenger RNA, 856 nt
Organism: Pelobates fuscus (common spadefoot toad)
Lineage: Eukaryota; Metazoa; Chordata; Amphibia; Anura; Pelobatidae
Gene: CGA
Product: glycoprotein hormones, alpha polypeptide
Exons: 4
Coding region: 83-451 (122 amino acids)
Biological process (GO): positive regulation of steroid biosynthetic process; thyroid hormone generation
Cellular component (GO): follicle-stimulating hormone complex; extracellular region
Molecular function (GO): follicle-stimulating hormone activity
Source: RefSeq, a predicted model, not a curated record
GGCAUCAAGUGGUCAUUCAUCUCGUUACACUCUACAAACUGCCAGUCCCGUUCUUUGGUCUUCUACAAAAGGAAGAACCAGCAUGGAUUAUUGUGGAAAAUACUUAGCAGUCAUUCUGGCCUUCGUAUUUGUGUUUAUGCAUGCCCUUCAUUCCUACCCUGAUGGAGAGUUAAUGACUCAAGGUUGUCCAGCAUGCAAACUGAAAGAAAACACUAUUUUUGCUAAAUUAGUUCCAAGAGGUCCUAUUUUUCAAUGUGCUGGAUGCUGCUUCUCGAGAGCUUACCCAACGCCUAUGAGAUCGAAGAAAACUAUGCUAGUUCCAAAGAAUAUUACGUCUGAGGCAACAUGCUGUGUAGCAAAGUCAUUCUCAAGGGUUACGCUAAAAGACAAUGGGAAGAUCGAAAAUCAUACAGAAUGUUACUGCAGUACCUGCUAUUAUCACAAAUCCUAAAUGUUUGUAGUAUGCGGUAAUAAUUCACAUUAUAUAAUCAGUAAUUUUUUUUAUAUCAUCACACAGAAGACAUUUUAUCUCACAUAGCAUGUUUGUAUAUUAGUAAUUUUAUUUUAUUUUUGUUUUCCAUUGCCUAAAAUAAAAUUGGUGUUACAUCUGCAUAAUUGAUAUGGAAUGUUAAGACAUUGUUUGUUUGUAGUUAAUAUUUUGCAAAACAUUUUUUACAGUUUGGAAUAAAACUGAUAUCUCAUAAUCAUCUUUUGUGAUAUUAGGAUAAUUCAACUAAACACAGUUAUAGUGGCAAAACUUAGUAUAUAUUCUGAGCACGUUUGAAAUUAUCUGCUCUGCUUUAAAAUGCUGGUGUUGUCAAUUUUAGGUCCACCUCUACUAGAAUUUCAACCAUGU